Erinaceus europaeus (western European hedgehog) is the source of this 4401-nucleotide messenger RNA. It is a transcript of the gene CRKL, whose product is annotated as CRK like proto-oncogene, adaptor protein. The record is from RefSeq and is a predicted model, not a curated record. NCBI's taxonomy places the organism in Eukaryota, Metazoa, Chordata, Mammalia, Eulipotyphla, Erinaceidae. The transcript is spliced from 3 exons. Bases 9 to 920 code for a protein of 303 amino acids. Gene Ontology annotation, molecular function: protein binding. Gene Ontology annotation, biological process: positive regulation of ERK1 and ERK2 cascade.
ACGACACCAUGUCCUCCGCCAGGUUUGACUCCUCAGACCGCUCGGCCUGGUACAUGGGGCCGGUGUCUCGCCAGGAGGCGCAGAGUCGGCUACAGGGCCAGCGCCACGGCGUGUUCCUGGUCCGCGACUCCUCCACCUGCCCCGGCGACUACGUGCUGUCGGUGUCCGAGAACUCGCGGGUCUCCCACUACAUCAUCAACUCGCUGCCCAACCGCCGCUUUAAGAUCGGGGACCAGGAGUUCGACCACUUGCCGGCCCUGCUGGAGUUCUACAAGAUCCACUACCUGGACACCACCACGCUCAUCGAGCCCGCGCCCAGGUAUCCAAGCCCACCAAUGGGAUCUGUAUCAGCACCCAACCUUCCUACUGCAGAAGAAAACCUGGAAUAUGUGCGGACUCUCUAUGACUUUCCUGGGAAUGAUGCUGAAGACCUGCCCUUUAAGAAGGGUGAAAUCCUGGUGAUAAUUGAGAAGCCUGAAGAACAGUGGUGGAGUGCCCGGAACAAGGAUGGCCGGGUUGGGAUGAUUCCUGUUCCUUAUGUUGAAAAGCUUGUAAGAUCAUCACCACACGGAAAGCAUGGAAAUAGGAAUUCCAAUAGUUACGGGAUCCCAGAACCUGCUCAUGCAUAUGCUCAACCUCAGACCACAACUCCUCUACCUGCGGUUUCCAAUACUCCUGGGGCAGCCAUCAACCCCUUGCCAUCCACACAGAAUGGACCUGUUUUUGCAAAAGCAAUCCAGAAAAGAGUACCCUGUGCUUAUGACAAGACUGCCUUGGCAUUAGAGGUCGGUGACAUUGUGAAAGUUACAAGGAUGAAUAUAAAUGGCCAGUGGGAAGGCGAGGUGAAUGGGCGCAAAGGGCUUUUCCCUUUUACACAUGUCAAAAUCUUUGACCCUCAAAACCCAGAUGAAAACGAGUGAUUACUGUUACCCUGUUUGCUGCUGCUUCAUUGUUCUGCCUGUCACAGUCUCCUUUGAAGUGGGAGAGCGUUCCCUCUCAUAGGCGCAUUGCCGACGUCCAGCUUUCUGCAGACUGGUGAUCUCUCAUACACAUUUGGAAUGCACACAGUGGCUGCCUCGGCAUUUGUAUUAUAGUUGUAUUGUUAAAGAGUAGCCGUCUUGAAUAGAGUUUUUGAAUCAUAAACUGGAAAUAGAAGCACAUACAAGUGGAGAGAAGUUGACAAAAAAGCACGUCUUCCUUCUCAUCACUGCCCUGUUUGUACUGUGAUUCUGUCGUGUUCAUCAAAGAAAGCUUGAGGCCAUGCGAGACGUUGCACGCACGUUGCUCUCCCACAAAGCAGCGGCUCAGUCACUGUUUCGUUUUUCCUUUUCCUUUGAAGGACAGAAAAUGAACUUUAGACAAGAGAGAAUUCUGCCCUAAACUCCCCAAACCUGACUUUUUUUUUUUCUUUUAAAAGGUUUUUAUUUCAUUUGGAAGACAUAAUUAAUUAGACUUGUGUGUUCUGAAAAGAUUUUAAGUAGCAGAUUGGAUUUUUGUGAUAUUAAAAGGAAUGACACAUGCCUCUGAGCUUCCAAACUGAAGCUGCUGUAACUAAAGGAAUAUGAAAAAAAUGCUGAACUGGAGGCCUUUAUUGCAUAGGCUGCCAUAGUACCUUGUUUGCCAUCUAGCAAACAACACAGAAGUCAAGCUGUGUCCCCAGAAGCACUGGUGUAUGUUGGGUGGUGGUGUGGGGCUAUUAUUUGAGGAACCUUUAUUUACCUUGUUUGCCAGUGACAAGAGCAGUGGUGGGGAGCACUCACCUGACUUUUCUGUCCGGCAUGUCAGUAAUGCUCCUCUUUAUGGUAUAGGACUUAUUAUUUUUUUUUAAGUGAAUUCAUAGAAUGAUUGAAUUCAUUAAUGAAUUUUAAAAUUGCAAUCACUGAAGCCCAUUCCUUUCUGUUCCAGUUUGAGCUCCCCUAGAGAAAGAUGAUGCUUGGCACUGCUAAAUACUGGUUCUGCAAUCAAGGCAUCUGUCAUACUCCCAGGCAAAAAAAAAAAAAAAAGUACAAGUGUGGAAAUUGGUUAAUGCAAUAAUUGAUGGCUAAUGAUUUGGUGACUAGAGAGGAUUAGUAACCAGUUAGAGUUUUAUGUUAAAGUUUACUCUUUGGAUAAAGAGGCCAACUUAAUGUAAACAUGACCGAUUCCUUGUUUGCUACACACAGCAGACUAGAAUUCUAGAGUGGUCAUGUCGUGCGGCCUGCUCUCCUUUCUGGGCACCAGUAAAGCUAGGUUUCAGAUCUAGAAAUCUAGCAGCCGUCUAAUGAAUAGUGAGCAUUUAUGAGCAUUUGCUAUAACCAUGGCCCUGUCUUCUGACAGGUUAAAGGGUUAAAGCAGUAUGCUUUGCUGACAAAACCAACAACACAGUUUUCUUUUUCUUUCUUUCUUUUUUUUUUUGAUCAGUACUCUACCAGACAAGUAACUACCAUUUAUUGAAAAUAAAAUCUUGAGAGUGUUUCUAUGUUAAGAUCAGUGAUCAUUGGGAAAAAUAGGAAACAAAACACUGUGACACCUUGUCUAUUGUUAUGAAAAAGAAUUAACAAUCACCUUUUCCUAAUCAUUGAGAGCUGGGGCAUCUCCCACUCCAGAGGUGCCUCCAUCUUUUGUCUGAGUCCAGGCUCAGCCUAGUGCCCACAAGUGGCACAUGUGUGGCAGUCACCACUCUGCCUGGAACAGCACUUGUCCUAUGGCCAGUGACCUCAGUCUAUGUGCUUUGUUAAAAGAAUACAUCACCCUUAAGACUUUGGUAAUCCAAACCUACCCGAGAGACUUGGAACCUUUUGAUGGCAGUAGUUGGCUCAACAUAAGUAUAUGACUAUUUUGAAAAGUAAGGUUUACUUACAAUCAUGUCCACUAACCAGUAGCAAGACCCACCUCACAAGGAGUGCUUCAGAAUCAAAACUCCCUGUAACCCUAGGUUUGUUUUCAUAAAAAAACACUGCUUAUCACUUCAGCCUAAGUACAUGUCUCCGGAGCUGCCCAGGGGAUUCAGAGCCCCAUGUAAAAUGAGCCUUGAUUUCUGAACUCUCAAAAUAUGUGCCAAAAACAGCAACUUCUUGAACCUUAUUGUUUUUUAAUCAGAUAGGGAAAUUCUCUUUUUCACACUAAAUAUACAAAAACAAACAAAACUCAGUACUCUCAUGUUGGUUUUGUGCUGGCCUCUACAGUAGUCUGGGGGAAGAUACCUGCUUCAUAAAGAAUGUGAAUCUUACCAGAGGAGCUGCCUUUCCUCCCUCCCUCCCUCCCUCCCUCCCUCCCUCCCUCCCUCCCUCUCUCUCUCUCCCUCUCUCCCUCUCUCCCUCCCUCUCACCCUCUCUUCCUCUCUCCCUUCUGGUUUUAACGGUUAGAAUUAUUCAUUGUUAACCUUCUCUGUUCUACUGCAUGUGGCUUCAGAAAAUAUUCAGGUGUUAAAUGAACACAUGAAACAUGAAUGCUGGCAGUUAUCCUGGGGAGCAUUUGCAGUGUCAUUAGUGUGCAGUACAGUGUCACCUGGCGGUGGAGAAUCCCAUGUCAGUGUACCGUACAGUGUCACCUGGUGACUGAUUCCUGGGGAGGACAACGGGUUGACUGGCUGCACUUGGCUACUUUACCCUGAUGAGACACCUUCUGCACUCAUGGUUGGAAGAUUCAAAGGAGGGAAGGACAGCUACUUCUCUUGGCGCUCCGUUGAGCAUCCCUGGCACUGUGCCAACUCUUUCACAGCUGUUUACACACAAGGCAAGCCGAGGGCCACGGCCACUGCUCUUGUCACAUCUGCUCAGAGGAAUAUGAACAUUCUGUUUUUGAAAAGGGAUGAUGUGUUUUUGUGCCAGGUGUUUAUAAUUUAAUCCUUUUAAUAUUAUGUUCAUUAACCUUAUAAAAUGAGUGAAUUCUUGAUUGUGUUAACACAGUACCUAAGACUAAUGCUUUCUGUGGACACCACUGAACUCUGCCUCAAACUCCACCCACUGGGACCGGAGACUAUGUCCCUGGUACCUGCUGUCAGUGUGAGCACUGAGCUAGUUCUGUAUUCUGCAGGCGUAGUUCUCUUGAGACAGGGUCGUUGUCUCUGCAGGAGGAACAGUGGCCUUGCUUCUAGACGGUCUUCACUGUGUGUUUUAAACGACAACAACGUAACUCUUGACCUGUAACUUAAAGAUCAUAAACUUCAGGCAAUAAUAUUUUCUGUGUAAGCUUUUAAAAUUAUUUUUGGGGAUCAUAGCUUGUUUUAUUUUGUGCUAUAAAAUUAACAGUAUUAAAUGACUUAUAUUCUUAGAAUACAUCGAGUGUCUUUUCUUAACAGAUUAGUGCCUUUUUAUUUUUGUAUUCCAUUUUAAGUUACUGGUCCCAACAUUAGAGCCCUUGUUUCUAUGUCCUGUUUGUACAUUGUCUCAAUAAAACUUACAUCAGCUGGUGGCGGUGGCA